AGUCACCUCGUCCCGAGCAAGUGAACACCAAAAUAAACAGAGAUGGUCGGAUUUCCAGUCUGGAAACUAUUCUCACGUACGGAGGUAAUUUUCGAAAUAUAACGGUUUACUUAUCAUGAGUCUGUAGGCGCCGACUGAAACAAUGUCGGGUUGUUGAUUAAUAAUUACUCUUAUGCUCACGCUAGGAAGGCGUUUCGCUGUGCUUUCCUGAUCCUCCCGAAAAGUAAUCUUACAACUCGGCAACCGAAGUGAAGCUCGGGUUGCCGCCAUUUGAGGCUACGUCAACAUAGGGACAUUGGAGAUCUAGGCACAAAAUCACGGCCAGCAUCUAUCUAACCACUGAUGAAGGCCGCCAUCUCGGUUCCGGCAAAGCCGGAUUGGCCGGCACAAGAAGCCGGCAAUUCCGGUCCGGCCCGGCGCACCGGCCGUGGGCCGUCUCCGGGAGCGAGGGCCGCUCUGUGCCUAGUUGUGUUGUUCUCGCUGCUGGCACUGUAUAUUGGGCUUCCCGGACGGUCCGCGUGUCCCGGUCACCGGUUCCUCUCAGCAAAGCCCAAGAGCAUCGAAGAGCGGGUCAAACACAUUUUGACUCACACUCCCUUGAUAGACGGCCACAACGACCUGGCAAUUCUGAUACGAGUGCUGUACAAUAACCACAUCUCCAACGACACGUUUACCAAACCCUUUGUUGAGGGUGGCCUUCCGGGCCAGCUCGACCUACCUCGUCUCCGGCGUGGCAUGAGCGGCGGCGCGUUCUGGAGCGUCUUUUGGCCGUGCCCUGAGAACGGAACCAACUUUUCCAGCGAGAACCACCUCUCCUCUGUCCAAAACACGCUUCAACAAAUCGACCUAAUAUCUCGCCUUCAGCAAUCCCACCCGGACGUCUUUUCCCCCGCCACUCUGUCCCCGGCAGCCGCGCUGGCCGAGUUCCGGUCGUCGCGCCGCCGGCUGAUCUCGCCGCUGGGCAUUGAAGGUUUGCACCAAAUCGGCAACUCGGCGGCGACGCUGCGACGGUACCACGCGCUCGGGGUGCGGUACGCGACGCUGACGCACAACUGCGGCAACCGCUACGCCGACGCCGCGCUCUGGGAGAACCCCUUGCGCAAGGCGCCUCAUGCCGUGUGGGGGGGAUUGUCGCCCGAGGGGAGGCGGCUCGUCCGCGAGAUGAACCGGCUCGGCAUGAUUGUCGAUCUGGCGCAUACCAGCGUCGAUACCAUGCUGGAUGUGCUCGGCAAGGGAAAGCAUGAUUGGCCUGGGAGCGAGGCGCCCGUGAUUUUCAGCCACUCCAGUGUGUAUGCGAUUUGUCCGCACCCCAGGAAUGUGCCUGAUCAUGUGCUGGACUUGGUGCGCGAGAAGCGGGGGCUGGUCAUGGUCAACUUUAACCCGGAGUUUGUAUCUUGCGUCGAUAAGGGGAGGGAGGAUGGGCUGCCGGAGUUUGUCCCGGGAAAUUCCACGCUGCAGCAGGUGGCGAGGCAUGUUCUCUAUAUUGGAAAGCGCAUUGGGUUUGACCAUGUGGGCCUAGGGAGUGAUUUUGAUGGCAUACAAGAUACGCCUAGGGGGUUGGAGGAUGUGUCCAAGUUCCCGGACCUGGUGGCUGAGUUGCUGAGCCAGGGGGUGAGCGAUUACGAUGUGGCCAAGGUGGUAGGCGGAAAUCUGCUAAGGGUGUGGACAGAGGUGGAAGCCGUUGCUGAGAGGAUGCAGAAAGUGGGCGAGCCAGUGCUCGAGGAUGACCUGCCUGGGCUGUUCUUUUAGAGCCGUUCUAUGCUUAAGUAUGGUUACACAUCACUGGGUGGCUUGCCCAGUAUCAUUCAUGUUGUAUAGUACAUAGAGAUGAAGAUCGAGGUGUCCCGAGCCUUGUGGCGGGCCG
Canariomyces notabilis is the source of this 1864-nucleotide messenger RNA. RefSeq names its product membrane dipeptidase. Bases 343 to 1749 code for a protein of 468 amino acids. Gene Ontology annotation, molecular function: metallodipeptidase activity. NCBI's taxonomy places the organism in Eukaryota, Fungi, Ascomycota, Sordariomycetes, Sordariales, Chaetomiaceae. The record is from RefSeq and is a predicted model, not a curated record. The transcript has 3 exons. Gene Ontology annotation, biological process: proteolysis.